CCCCAGCAUAGUUUCCAAGAUGGCGACAUGAGAAGUUAAAAAAUCGAAAUUUUGCCGUCUUUUCCUCGUUUUCUCCGUUUUUAAACGAGAUCUACGCCUGGCAAAGGUGCCAUACGAUAGACAAGACGUUGAAGACCAUUUAAUAGGAUGGAUAAACUGACCCUCAUAUCGGGUUUUCUGUUUUUCGCCGCCGAUGUUUUCGCCAUCGCAAGUCUGGCAAAUCCCGAGUGGAUUGUCACUGACGAAGACGCAGGCUCUGUGAACCUCGGUCUCAUCAGCCAAUGCCAGACCAUCUACAAGCGUGAGAGAAUAUGCAUGGCGCCGACCCUGCCUGCGGAGUGGCUCACGUCGCUCCUGUUCAUCGUGGUCGGCAUCAUCUGUCUCACCGUCACCUGCAUUCUGCUGUUCGCCUCACACUGGCACCGCAGCGUGCUGAAAUACGCCAGAUGGAUCGCCUUCCUCGGAAUGGUCCUGUUCUGCCUAGCAGCCCUGAUCUUUCCCAUCGGCUUCUACGUUGAUGAGAUAGGAGGACAGCCCUACAAGCUGCCCAACAACACACAAGUGGGGUCGUCCUACGUGCUGUUCGUGCUGUCUAUCUUCUUCACCGUCAUCUCAGAGCUUUUCGCGGGGAAGGUUUGCCUCCCUGUGUUUUAACUGUUGGAUGGAACAACCCAAUGGAAAACUUUUGAAGAAUACCGUAAUUCCUCAUUUGUAACUUUUGUGUUUGCAGUUUUUGCGGUCACUUCUGUACCACAAAUUUUUCUUUACCGUUAACAAAUGCUGAUAUAGUUAACCGACUUUCCUUUUUCUGCGCCUGCCAGCAUUGUCAACAUACUAGUAUACUGGUAGUUCUGUAAACACCUCCAUUUUCUCAGACCACAUACAUAAGUAAAGUCAAUUACAUGUACAGUAAGUGCUUUGGCAGUUGUGUAUAGUAGAAAACAGUAUUUUGAGUCCAUAUGUACCAGCAGUCAGUGACAUACUAGUAUAGCAAAGCAAAAUAUUGGUUGGAAACCACUUACUGUACAACCAUAAUCAUAUGCCAGUUGAAAGUAGCGAACAAAAACCUUGGUUUGAGAGUGAAUGCCAAUUUGAUUUGAACACCACAAAUGAUAGUAUGCUAUCAUAACAAAAGAUCUCAAAUGAAAGCCAAUUGUUUGACACUGUGACAGUUUGGUUCAUGUCAGAAUAUUGUGAGGAAAUGGUUUUAAGGAAAAAUGGUGAUGGUAAGUGUUGAUGCAAGAAUGAUUAAAAAAACAUUGCAAUGUAUGUACAUAAACAUGAUACAUCCAAUGACAUGUGUUGCUUCUCUUUUGAUGUUGUCACAGGUUGAAGUUCUCAAGGUAUAUGUAGUAGAUGACAUGUGCAUUCAUAGUAGGUACAAAACAGCAGGUUUAUGUGUAUAGAAAUAUUGACCACUCUAGUAAGAUGAAACUAGUCCCUAUUGUAUAAUUUAUCUCUACAUGUUUCCUAUUAGAAAUGACUGUACUUCAUCUACAUGUGUUUUUGUUGUUUCAUGUAAAGGAAAGAAGUAUACA
This is a messenger RNA of Branchiostoma belcheri (Belcher's lancelet), 1538 nucleotides long. RefSeq lists its product as uncharacterized. The coding region runs from base 148 to 654 and encodes 168 amino acids. Lineage: Eukaryota; Metazoa; Chordata; Leptocardii; Amphioxiformes; Branchiostomatidae. The record is from RefSeq and is a predicted model, not a curated record. The transcript has 3 exons. Gene Ontology annotation, cellular component: ciliary membrane; Golgi apparatus. Gene Ontology annotation, biological process: negative regulation of smoothened signaling pathway.